GCAAGUUCCGUCUGUGCUGACGGCCAAGAGGCUCCCUGGGGCCUCCCUGACCGCCUCACCUGCCACCCCCCGGAGAUGCCAGCAGCUGCUCCCGCUCGCUGAACCCCCCCCCCCCCGGGGAACCCAUACCCACUCCGGGCCCCCGGAAACACACCGCAGGGAGGAGGCCUGGAAAUGACCCCUGACGAGCUCCCCCCGCAGAGCCGGGCUCUCUGUCUCACUGUGUGUGGGUUAAUUUGGGUGGGAGAUCGAGGGUCACUGGCUAAGCCUGGAGCUGAAUAAAUCUUGUCAUGUAUCGUCCCCGCUCCACCGGAGCCGUCAGCUGGGGCCAGACCUCCCCGGCACCCCAGACGCUUGGGCCGCCACUCUGGUUUGCUGAGUCACUGGGGAAGGAGCGCCACAGGCUGACAGGCACAACACGGCUCACCUCCACCCUCAGAGGGACGGAUCCGCCAGCCCCCCGCCCCUCCCAGGGCCAGGGAACUGUUUUCCUGGUGACACACUUAGCUUUCCUGAAGCAGGAACUUCCAGCCCCAGGGCAGGCAAAAACCUCCCCAGUCCGUGGCCACAGGGCCUUUGCUGGGGACCUGCCCCACCCUGCCCUUGACAGGCCUGGCCACCCAGCCGCCCAGGCUCUGACAGGAUACAGGAUACGAAAGCCCCAAACGCAGGGCCUCCUUCCUGCGGUGUGCCUGUGGCAGGAAGUACACGCUCACCAGGUACGAGUGGAGGCAGGGUUGGCCAGGCCUCUGCUGCUGCUGCCGGCCGGGCCCUGGGACAGGGACUGAGAUCCCAGCUGAGGAUGCGAGGGCUGAGGGGACUGAAGGCAGGUAGGACGGUCCUCCAGGCCUUUCCUGCUCUGUGUGGCAGCCGCUUCACCUGCGUCCCGUCUGCUGGAGCAGGGGCGGGAGAGCGGCUGAGCCAGGCUGGUGCUGACACUCGUGGAGUCAACGGAACUGCAGAAGGCCGGACCGGCCUGGAAAAUGGCCCCGUGGCCGUUUCCCUCCCGCUUCAGAGGUGCCUUGGGGCUCCCUCGCUUACCCCGGGGACCUUGGGUUCAACUGUGCCUCAGCUCCUGUCCCCUAGAUCGGUUCUGUCAUGACGAAUGCCGCCUGAAGUGGCCAAGGGAGGGGGGCGGGUGAGAUGAGCAGAGGCCGAGCUCAGCCAUCAGCAACGUCUACACCUGUGGACUACACACCCCAGCACGGCAUUUGCUGAAGCACUGGAAUUGCGGGGCCCCUAAAGAAACUCUAGGAAGGGAGAGUCACAAAGGUGUCCCACAGCAGUGACCAGGGCCUCAGGGCCUGAGUCACGGGUCCUCAGACACCGAGGCUUCCCACAGGGAGCAGGAGACCCACGUCCGCCCCUCUCCAGCCCCAUCUGCCUCUGGUUCCAGCUGCUUGUCGGCGUGGCGGUGGGGUCUGGGCCCUGGACGGCCCAGCACGCCAGUACCCCCCGGGCCUCUCCGCUGCCUCGGCCUCCUGGGGUCCACAGAGGCUUUCAUUCCAGGAACGAUCUUCACUCCCGCAGGCUCAGAGCCUUGUAGCGAUGCCCUCAUUCCUGCUCCGGAGUCUCCGAAGCUAAGUGGUGGCCUGGGGAGCCUGCUGGGAAAAGAGGCCCAUCUGCUUGCUGCCUUCCCAGAAGUGGCAUGGCGACUGGACGCAGGUGGGCCUCGCAGGCCUGAGCAAGCGUCCUUGGCUUGUCCUUGGCCACGGCUGACUCGCUUCUUACCAGCUUACUGGAAAUCCCUGCUCUCGGCCAGGCCUGUCUUAUUACCAGACACAGCCCUUGGCCACGUGUGAAGUCCUGUGGCUCCGCCCACAGCGUGUCCUUGUGCUCGUCUGCUCUCUGCCCUGGCCUGUGACAGGUCGAAGCCCCCAGGUCAGGAUCAGCCUUGCCCUCUCGCCCCGGCACUGCCUGUCAGCACCUCACGCGGGCGUCCUUGGAGCACCCCGCCUCUUCUGCUUUCCCUCACGAGGGGAGACCCGCCCCAGUGUGGUGACAGAGUGCCAGGCACACCCGGACUUGGGGACUCACUGGGUCUCGAGGCAAUUCAUCGCCCCGUUCCGAUUGCCAGAAAUUUCCCCUUCUGUUACACAUAAGCUGUGUCCCGCAAUCCCCUUCUGACCCUGGCGGCAGCCCCCAGGGCCUCCUUCCCAGGAGAGCUUUUCAGAAAUAGUGACCUCCUCCACCUCUUCCCCCCCGCCCCCACCACCACCGUCGUGGUUUUGACUCCCUUCGCCACGUGGAUUCUAUCUCCAGUCUGUCCAUUCCUCUGUCCUCAAGGCCGGGAACUGGGGAUAUGAGCCAGGGAUUAAUCGCACGGAGUAAGCUUCCGAAAGUCACGGGGGCCAUUGGAAGGCCUGAGCUUAGAGAUAAUUUCCCUUCUCUGCAAAGGCCAGGCAUUUAGUCCAAAUGGGCAGAGUCGGGCGAGGGCCAGGCCAGCAGGGGACAGCAGCCACAGCCCAGAUGGCCAUCCCAGAAACACAAGCUACCGUCCCCAGCCUGAGACGCAAGACGGCCGCUGAUCUCUUCUCCUAGAGGCUCGUCGCCGCGGCCCCCGGAGCCCGGCCGCCGCCGCCACCAGCGCCCGGGUGGGCCCCGUGCGCCCCGGGCGCGGCUCCGCAGUGAGCCCCCCAGGAAGCGGCCUGCGGACGCGCCGCCAUGGGGCUUAAGCUGUCCUGCCUGAAAGGCUUCGCUGCGGGCCUCCCCGGCGCGGGGCACAGAGGAGGCAUGCGGCGCCAGCUUAUCGUUUUGGGUUUUAAUCGUGGCGAAACCAGCAGCAGCAGCCAUGACGAGGCCCCCGUCCUGAGCGACAAGCACCUGGACGUGCCCAACAUCAUCAUCACCCCCCCGACCCCCACGGGCAUGAUGCUGCCGCGGGACUCCGGGCAGACAGUCUGGCUGGACGAGGCAGGGCCGUGCCCAGAGGACGGAGACAUAGACCCCGAAGCCUGAGGAAGGGGCACGGGUCGGAGAGCGUCCUCCCCGGCUCCUGCUCCGGCCGGCCCCGGCUCCACAAGUCCCUGGGGGCGAGGCUGCCUGGGACAGAUGCGCUGCGACCCCUGGACGGGAAAACAAAGGCUCCUGGUGCCCGGCAGGUCGCAGGACGAGCAAGGAAGGAGCCCUGCUUGCGUCCGGAACCGUGUUUCCCAGACCCCACUGAGCGGACCGGACCUCCACUGCCCAUGCAUUCGUGCUGCCCCCGGAGCCGUGGCGACGGCCGUCAGGACGCGCUCACCCUCCCCGCGCCCCGGGCCACGCAGACGGGCACGCGGGAGGUCCACACACACUCAAGAACUCCUUGCAGAGGAGUGACUGUUUUGUACAUGUGGUUUUACAGCUACCGAAACAGCCCAAAAAGUGGCUUAUGAUUUCUUUUUUGCAUUAUAAAUAAAGGCCAUCUGUAACGA
This is a messenger RNA of Felis catus (domestic cat), 3413 nucleotides long. It is a transcript of the gene CLMB, whose product is annotated as chromosome E2 C16orf74 homolog. The transcript is spliced from 6 exons. The record is from RefSeq and is a predicted model, not a curated record. NCBI's taxonomy places the organism in Eukaryota, Metazoa, Chordata, Mammalia, Carnivora, Felidae. Bases 2665 to 2958 code for a protein of 97 amino acids.